Scheffersomyces amazonensis is the source of this 2441-nucleotide messenger RNA. RefSeq lists its product as uncharacterized. Lineage: Eukaryota; Fungi; Ascomycota; Pichiomycetes; Serinales; Debaryomycetaceae. The record is from RefSeq and is a predicted model, not a curated record. The coding region runs from base 33 to 2363 and encodes 776 amino acids. The transcript has a single exon.
AAGUAGACAAUAUAUAGUAUCACGGGGUAGAGAUGCUCCGAAUAAGUUCAUUAGGGCUCGGAAUAAGGAUACGACAUCAGUACAUACGACAUGCCCAUCGAUUUUUAGCUACAGCUAGUAAAUCUGAAGAUUUAUCCUUAGACAAUCUUACUGAUGGAAGUUUUAAUACAUCUAUACGAACGCUGCCCUUUUCCAAAAUACAAAGUAAUAUAAGAUAUGAUGAACUACCACUUGAUACUUAUCCCAAUCCAUUGUUUAAUAUGAGCAAAAAUGAGUUAAUGAAUCUUUCCCGAAAACUGUAUGUACAUCUAUCCAAAAUCCCUUAUAGAGUGAUAGAUGAAGUAGAUCAAUUUUGUUUAACUAUUAUUAAUAUUAUAGAGAACAAUAUUCUCCUUGAUCUGAAAUUAGUGACUAAAUUACUUUUGAAUAUUCAAGAUGAAAGUAUUAAGCAAAUAAUUAUCGAAGGUUUAAAGUCAAAGUUUUCUGAAGAUCCAUAUAAAUUAUCAACCAUAGAGUUUAUUCUUGAUCCUGAAACAAACGAAACUCAGAGAUUUAUUCAAAAUUGUUUAUCAUCAUUACAAGUCAGAAAAGAAACUACUAGUUAUGUAAGAGGUGAAUUAGUAUUGCAAUAUUUAAAGACUCUAGCAACGACUGGUGUAGUCAAUAAAAGACCAAUCUUAUUGAGUACAAACAAAUAUACUCGGUUGAUUAGAUGUACACCUCCAUCUCAAUUUCAUGAACUAUAUCUGUAUUUGUUUCAUAUAAAUAUUCAAACCGUCGAUCUUAAUGAUAUGCUAAGAUUGAAACGUACAUUAGCUGUACGUUCACAAAUUGAAAGCUUUGUUUGGAGAACAGGAUGGAUGAAUCCUAAAUUACACCAUAUUAAUUCUUAUGAAUUCAGUGAUAAUCAUAUGGAAAAGAUGGUGAAUUUUUUUACAAUAGAUGAUUUAAGGGUCCUUUGUAAAGAAUUUAUUAAACGAGAUGAUGUUGUUAAUGCUAGUUUAUAUUUGAAUUUGUUAGUAUCGAAAUUUGAACGUAAAUGUGAACCCACUAACUAUGGCAAGAAACAAUCGGGUGAUACAUUACUUGUUGAUGAUAUUCAAACCGUUUUAAAGGUUACUUUGGAUUAUCUAAUGAAAUUCAAAGAUUUUAAGUCUUGUCUUUUGGUGUUAAAGUAUUUGUUGAAACAUGGCCUUAAGGUUGAAUUUAAAUCUUUACUUAGUAUAAUGUCCAAUUUACGAGAACAAUCUCGAUAUGAUGACGCUAUUUUGAUAAUGAAUAAUAUCGAUUUAGCAAAUUUGUCUAGUUCUGAACUUUGUGAACUAGCUCAUGAAAUGUUAUUAUUAAUAAAAUCAAGAUAUCCAAAAUCACCGAAAGUUCUUAUUGGAUAUAUUGCAAGUUUCUGUAAUAGCCCUGAACAACAGGAUAAAGUAUUAAAGGAUUUGAAUGAUUUAAAUAUAUUAAACAUUAUCUACGGUGAUGGACAAAUUGGUAAUAUAGGUUCAUUGGACAGAAUACAAAGAGCCAAUGUAGAUAGUCGAUUGUCAGGAUUUAACCUUACUUCCGAUGUAUUAGGUGAUGUAUAUGAUUGUCUUUUAAAUUCAUUAUCUGUAUCUAAAGUUUCACCUCAAUUGAUUCAUUCACUAUAUACUACUUAUAUUGAUAAAGUAAAGACAUCAUUACAAUCUCAUAAUUCAAAGAAUGCUUUCGUUGAAAAUAAUGAAUUCAAUGAUAGAGUAUUAUAUUCAUUUAUUAACCAUUUACUUUAUAAUAAUUCUAGAGAAAUGGUCAAUUCAACUGAUAAUUACGAAGUUGCAAAAGAAAUAUUUACGGAUUUUACUGAAAAGGUUAAUCUUGAUCGGAAACAAAUUACAAUUAGCCAGAUAGAUCUUUUGAUUAGAAUUGCGCUUAAUCAACAUCAUGAUUAUAAAUUUGCUGCUCAAGUGAUUAGAUACUCUCGUGAGAAACGAAUUCCAUUUACAUUUAAUCAAAUUCAUCCAUUUAUUAUGUUUCAUUAUUCUCGACAAGAAUUUGAUGCAGCAAAAGUUUGGUAUAAUGAACUUAUCAAACUGGGAAUUAAUACCAAUUCACAAGUUGUUAAAACAUUAUGGAAAAUUGCUCGAGAAUUAGGGUGGGAAACUACUGGAUUUACUUAUAGAAAAUGGCAAAUUAAAAAGAAUUAUAAAGCUAAAGAAGAAAUGGAUAGAAUUAAUAGUGAUCCAAUUAUAUUUUUACAAGAUAAAGAUACUGAAGAAAGAAUUACUGAAGAAUUAAUUGAUAGUUCAUUAGAUGAUAAUGAUGGCAAUUUUAGUGCCGAAUUAGGAACUUUACUUUAUCAACUUAAAGAUAAAGAUUCCAUGUAAUGUAAUGUACAUAGAAAAUAAUCCCCUUAAUUACUUUUUAUUAUUUUAAUGAGAUACGAAACAAUCAACACUUUUUAG